GCUGGCCUGAUUAGGAUGCAUUUCCAUGAUUGCUUUGUUAGGGGUUGUGAUGCUUCUGUGUUGCUGAAAUCUACACUAGGGAACCCAUCAGAGAGAGAACACGUAGCUAAUAAUCCUAGCUUACGAGGUUUUGAGGUUAUUGAUGAAGCAAAGGCUGAAAUUGAAGCCUUAUGUCCACAAACUGUGUCGUGCGCAGAUAUUCUUGCUUUCGCUGCACGUGAUAGUUCCUAUAAGCUUGGAGGGAUAAACUAUGUAGUCCCAGCAGGACGGCGGGACGGACGUGUUUCUAGAGAGGAUGAAGUGGGACAAAACCUCCCUCCUUUUUUCUUCAACGCACAGCAACUCGCAGACAAUUUUGCCCGUAAAGGAAUGUCAGUGGAUGAGAUGGUGACACUAUCUGGAGCACAUUCCAUUGGUGUAUCACACUGCUCUUCCUUCUCCAGUCGUCUCUACAACUUCAAUGCCACUCAUGCUCAAGAUCCCUCCAUGGAUCCUAAGUAUGCAGCUUUCUUGAAGACAACGUGCCCUCCACCAAGUGCUAAUGGAGUGGGAGGAGGUUCAACAGUUGCACUUGAUCCUACCCCUAAUCGCAUGGACAAUAAAUACUACAUGGAAUUGAAGAAGAAUCGAGGAUUAUUGACUUCGGAUCAGACAUUGAUGAACAGUGCUUCUACACAGAGGAUGGUGGUGAAUAAUGCAAGGAAAGCUGGAACAUGGGCUGCCAAGUUUGCCAAGGCGAUGGUGCAUAUGGGUUCACUCGACGUUCUCACAGGAACUCAAGGUGAAAUCAGAAGGCAAUGCAGUGCUGUCAACUAA
This is a messenger RNA of Manihot esculenta (cassava), 816 nucleotides long. Its product is annotated as peroxidase 5. Gene Ontology annotation, molecular function: heme binding; peroxidase activity. The record is from RefSeq and is a predicted model, not a curated record. Gene Ontology annotation, cellular component: plant-type cell wall; plasmodesma. Bases 16 to 816 code for a protein of 266 amino acids. The transcript has 2 exons. NCBI's taxonomy places the organism in Eukaryota, Viridiplantae, Streptophyta, Magnoliopsida, Malpighiales, Euphorbiaceae. Gene Ontology annotation, biological process: hydrogen peroxide catabolic process; response to oxidative stress.